GCUCUGCUCUCACAGCGGCCCCUUUCACUCUCUAGUCUGCCGUUCUACUCGGUUUUAACGCUAUUUCUGCUGUCUGUAGAUGAAAAGAUCUUUCCCUUUACCUCACACCUGCAUGACCACUAGAUGGACCUCAUUCCUUAUAAACCACAGCUUCACCCUCGCGCUCAGCAGCGCUCUGUGGCUUUGCCUGUUAUUGAUCCCAUAGUUCAGCUGUAAUUUCCCACAUUCUUUGGCCUCUAACAGUUUUAAAGCUACCUUUUUCAUAGGUCUUUAUCUUUAUAGUUUCAAGAAGGCUUGGAGAAGGUCUUAAAAACCUUCCUGCAUUCUUCAGCGUGUGCUCGAGUUUGCCAUAGGCCAGGAUGGCUGCCCGUCUUCUCCGAUCCAUGGCCCUGCGCGCAUCCAUGGCCCUGCUCCAAUGCAGUCGUUCCCAUAAGUCCGCAAGGCCGCUCCUAGCACUGAUUCCACCCUCUACACUAGGAACGUGCCGAAGUAAGAAGACAUGGCCCAAGACGUUCCCCGAGGAGGAGCUGAGGAAGCGAUUGACCCCCAUGCAGUACCAUGUUACUCAGCAAAAGGGCACAGAGAGUGCUUUCACAGGAAAAUACACAGAUAACAAAGAGGAAGGAACCUACCACUGUGCCGUUUGCGGUGCCCCUCUAUUCACGUCUGAUAAGAAGUUUGACUCUGGAUCAGGAUGGCCGUCCUUUUUUGAUUUGAUCAAUAAGGACUCUAUAACACUAACUGAUGACUUUUCGUAUGGGAUGCACAGAGUGGAGACAACCUGCAGUCAGUGUGGUGCUCACCAGGGCCACCUUUUUGAUGAUGGACCUCGACCAACAAAGAAACGCUACUGCAUAAACUCCGCUUCUCUCAAUUUCCAGGCGAAAAACAGUGCCUCUGAGGAGGUGGAAGCAUCUGGAGGAGCAGGUCAAUCACCACCUUCUAGUAAGAAUGAAGAACUUUAAUAGGACUUGAAA
Sinocyclocheilus rhinocerous is the source of this 977-nucleotide messenger RNA. Its product is annotated as methionine-R-sulfoxide reductase B3, mitochondrial-like. The record is from RefSeq and is a predicted model, not a curated record. Gene Ontology annotation, biological process: response to oxidative stress; protein repair. Bases 360 to 965 code for a protein of 201 amino acids. Gene Ontology annotation, cellular component: cytoplasm. NCBI's taxonomy places the organism in Eukaryota, Metazoa, Chordata, Actinopteri, Cypriniformes, Cyprinidae. The transcript has 7 exons. Gene Ontology annotation, molecular function: peptide-methionine (R)-S-oxide reductase activity.